This is a messenger RNA of Megalops cyprinoides (Indo-Pacific tarpon), 1371 nucleotides long. RefSeq names its product TRAF-interacting protein (gene traip). NCBI's taxonomy places the organism in Eukaryota, Metazoa, Chordata, Actinopteri, Elopiformes, Megalopidae. The coding region runs from base 1 to 1371 and encodes 456 amino acids. The transcript is spliced from 15 exons. The record is from RefSeq and is a predicted model, not a curated record.
AUGCCCAUUCGAGCGUACUGUACAAUUUGUUCGGAUUUCUUCGAUCACUCUAAAGAUGUGGCAGCCAUCCAUUGCGGACAUACCUUCCACUAUGACUGUCUUCUUCAGUGGUUCCAGACGGCUCCCACUAAGACCUGUCCACAGUGUAGAAAGCAAGUCAGCACCCGGCACAUCAUCAACAAGUUGUUCUUCGAUGUGGGUGGAGAGGAAGAGGGUUCAACUGUGGAUCCGGAGAGUCUGCAGAAUGAACUGGAUAGAUUGAAAGUCCACCUAAGUGUUAAAGAGAGGGAGUGGCAGGAACGGCAGAAACUGAUUGAAGCUUUGAGGGACACGGUGAACAAACAGAAGGGGGACCUGGAGAGUGCAAAGAAAGAGGUGGCAGAAAGGGAGAUCAUCUGCUCAGCGCUCAGGAAACAGAUGAAAUAUCUGGAAAACCAGCAGGAUGAGAUGCAGUCUGCCAAGGAAGAGGCCCGGCGCCUGAGGACUAAGAUGAAGACUUACGAGAGCCUGCAUCUAGUUCUGCAGGGGCAGCGGGAAGAGGUAGAGGCUAUGGUUGCAGACAUGGGGGUGGGCCAUUCUGCAGUGGAGCAGCUCUCCAUCUAUUGCAUUUCCCUUAAGAAGGAGUAUGAGAACCUUAAAGCAAGCUACAAGUCUUCCAAUGAGAUGUGUGAUAAGCUCAGGAGGGAAGUGUUUGCAUCCAACAGUAAGUUGCAGAAAGCCAUGAUGGAGACAGACAAGACAAAGGAGGACAUGAAUGCAAUGCAGGAGGACCUGAAGAACGCAGACAAAGAGAUCACUAGCCUCAAAAAGAAGGUGGAGAUCUUGCAGAAAACUUUGAGCACGCCCACUCGCACCAACGAAGCUCUGAGCCGGCUGGUCUUUGAGAGCCCCGCCCCAGUGGAGCUGAAACCACCUCGUCUACACCACCCCGAGGGGAGUGAGGACAUCGACCUCAACAUGACAUUCAAUGUGUCCACCCCGGAGUUGAUGGAGAAGAAACCCGGGGCGGCCCCAUCCAAGAAGAUGCGUCUGGACCCCGUGAACUUCACCUCCUCAGGGCACACUGAAAACACCUCUGCUGGAACCAAGAGCCGUGUCCUGGAGGAAGAUAUCUCCAUGCAGCCCUUCUUGCGCAACUCCAUGCUCUUCAGGAAGAAGACUUUUGGUAGCAUGCUGGCCCCCCAGAGGAGCAGACUAGGAGCUGUGAGAACUGGCUAUGACGGCCUGGGAGGAAGGACCAAAUUCAUCCAGCCUUCUUCCCCGUCAGAGAUCCGCCCACUGGCAAUGAAGGCAAAGAGAAAGAAGGUUUCCCGUCCACCCCCCAGCAAACUCGCCUCCACUGUGACCACUCUGGACAGCUUCCUGGAGUGA